CGCCCUGCCCCACUCGCGCAGCGCGGGCCUCCGCCGGCCGCAUUGUCCGUUCACCCACCCCACGCCGUCCCGCGUCUCCGCUCCGCGUGAGUCGCAGCCCCAGACUCGGGCCCGACUCGGCCCAGCGCGCGGCACCGCCCGGGGGACCUCGUCGCGGGAAGAGCCACGCAAGUCUCCCCUUCAGGAGAGGGUCCCCAUCCUGCCCCAUCAUGUCAAGACGAAGCCAGCGUCUCACGCGCUACUCCCAGGAUGACAAUGACGGCGGCAGCAGCAGCAGCGGCGCAAGCUCUGUGGCUGGAAGCCAAAGUACCCUGUUUAAAGACAGUCCUCUCAGGACUUUGAAGCGGAAGUCCAGCAACAUGAAGCGCCUGUCCCCAGCACCACAGCUGGGCCCCACCUCUGACUCCCACGCCUCCUACUACAGCGAGUCUGUGGUUCGGGAGUCCUACAUAGGCAGCCCGCGGGCUGCUUCCCUCGCCCGGAGCGCCCUCCUGGAUGACCGCCCACACAGUGAGCCCUAUUGGAGUGGGGACCUGCGGGGGAGAAGGAGGAGAGGCACAGGUGGUUCCGAGAGCAGCAAAGCCAACGGGCUCACCACCGAGAGCAAGGUCUCAGAGGACUUUUUCGGCUCUUCCUCGGGCUAUUCUUCAGAAGACGACUUUGCAGGCUACACGGACUCUGACCAGCAUGGUUCAGGGGCUGGGAUAAGGAGUGCAGCAUCUCGGGCGGGCUCCUUUGUCUGGACUCUGGUCACUUUUCCAGGCCGGCUCUUUGGUCUUCUGUACUGGUGGGUUGGCACCACCUGGUACCGCCUGACGACCGCUGCCUCCCUCCUGGAUGUCUUCGUCUUAACCAGGUCCAGGCACUUCCCACUGAACCUGAAGACUUUCCUGUGGUUCCUCCUGCUCCUGCUCCUCCUGACUGGUCUGACCUACGGUGCUUGGUAUUUUUACCCCUUGGGGCUGCAGACAUUGCAACCAGCUGUGGCCUCCUGGUGGGCAGCAGAGGAGAGCAGGAGGCCACCUGAGGCGUGGAAAUCCAGAGAUGCCUCCUCGCACUUCCAGGCUGAGCAGCAGCUUCUCUCCCGGGUGCACUCCCUCGAACGGCGCCUGGAAGCUCUUGCUGCUGAGUUUUCCUCCAACUGGCAGAAGGAGGCCAUACGGCUGGAACGCCUGGAGCUGCGGCAGGGGGCUGCUGGUCAUGGAGGUGGCAAUGGUCUGAGCCAUGAGGAUACCCUGUCUCUCCUAGAAGGGUUGGUGAGCCGCCGUGAAGCUGCCCUGAAGGAGGACUUGCGCAGGGACACGGUGGCUCGCAUCCAGGAAGAACUGGCUACCCUGAGGGCAGAGCAUCACCAGGACUCAGAAGACCUCUUCAAGAAGAUAGUCCAGGCCUCUCAGGAGUCUGAAGCUCGGGUCCAACAGCUGAAGACAGAGUGGCAAAGGAUGACCCAGGAGGCCUUCCAGGAGAGCUCUGUGAAGGAGCUGGGACGGCUGGAAGGCCAGCUAGCCAGCCUGAGGCAAGAGCUGGCGGCCCUGACUCUGAAGCAGAACUCAGUGGCAGAUGAAGUGGGACUUCUGCCACAGAAGAUCCAGGCUGCCAGGGCUGAUGUGGAAUCCCAGUUCCCAGACUGGAUCAGUCAGUUCCUUCUCCGAGACAGGGGUGCCCGCAGCGGGCUCCUACAGAGAGAAGAGAUGCAGGCUCAGCUGCAGGAGCUGGAGAGCAAGAUCCUUGCCAGCAUGGCUGACAUGCAGGGCAAGUCGGCCCGGGAGGCUGCUGCUUCUCUGGGACAGACACUGCAGAAAGAAGGCGUGGUUGGGGUGACAGAGGAGCAAGUGCACAGGAUCGUCAAGCAGGCCCUGCAGCGCUACAGUGAGGACCGUAUUGGAAUGGUGGACUACGCCCUAGAAUCAGGAGGCGCCAGUGUUAUCAGCACCCGGUGUUCUGAGACGUAUGAGACAAAGACGGCCCUCCUCAGCCUGUUCGGCAUCCCCUUGUGGUACCACUCCCAGUCACCACGAGUCAUUCUCCAGCCAGAUGUGCACCCGGGCAACUGCUGGGCCUUCCAGGGACCCCAGGGCUUCGCAGUGGUGCGCCUCUCUGCCCGCAUCCGCCCCACGGCCGUCACCUUAGAGCACGUGCCCAGGGCCUUGUCACCCAACAGCACUAUCUCCAGUGCUCCCAAGGACUUUGCCAUCUUUGGCUUUGAUGAAGACCUGCAGCAGGAAGGGACGCGUCUUGGCACAUUUACCUAUGACCAGGAUGGGGAGCCUAUCCAGACCUUCUACUUCCAGGCCCCUAAGAUGGCCACAUACCAAGUUGUGGAGCUUCGGAUCCUGACCAACUGGGGCCACCCUGAGUAUACGUGUAUCUACCGCUUCCGGGUGCAUGGAGAGCCUGCCCACUAGCCCUCUGAGACCUUGUGCCUGCUGCUAGCCAUCUGGGAGGCUCACUCUUCCCAGCAGCUACCCCUGCUGAGAGUAGGUGCAAAGCACCCCACCACUACCCGCACAUGCUUGAUAGUGCUGACUUCCAGGAGUGAGAACGUAGAGGCAGCACGUGUAGGAUUCCCUGCACAGCCAAGCGCCUCCAGGUCAUCCACAGGCUCCCAUGCUUUUCUCCGUCCUCUCCCUAGAGCUAGGUGCCUACCAGGGUGUAUAUAUGUAGAAUACUUCGGAAGACUGGGAGCCAGGAAGCGAGACUAUAUUUGGUGAAGAGACUGGCACCAGGGAGCUCCUGGUAGGUGCCAAAGCCAUGGAUGUGCCAAGCCAGAGUCCCAGGGAGGUGAGCUGGGGGUCUUGUGGCCUUUUGGGACAGUGCUUAGCACUGUGCAGCUGGGGUUGUCCCUGGCAGGUGCCUGGUGAAGGACUCAGAGGCUGCUGUACUCCUCCAGUGUGGCAGGUGCCAUGACCCACAGGGCCCCCGGUGUUUCCUGUGUGCUUCUGAGGGCUGUACAGUGCUGGGGACCAUUGCUUUUUCUCCUGAUGUGGAGUCUACUUUGCUCCAUUCCUGCUGCAUCCUGCCUGUGCUCCACAGCAAGCUUUCCAGUGCCCAGGGGAGAACCUCGGCCUGUCUUUGGGGCCGUUCUAUCAGGGUAGUCUAGAAGAGUGGAGAGAUGACUUUGUGUGGGUUCUCCUGGUCCAGUGCCAAUAGCCAGGGGUGGUUCAAGGUCUCAGGUGGAGGGGGCUACACUAGCCCACCCCAUCUAAUGAGACCCUAGUGAGGGGCCUGUCGGCUCUAAAGCAACUUCCUGGGGCUCUCAGCUCUUACUUAGAUUGUUUCCUUUCUGGCUCCUUCUCUAUGGGGGCAGUUGAUGGGGACUGAGAGGGAGCCUGGCAAGUUACCUUGUGUCGGGAAAGGAAGAGGCUUUUAGACCGAACAACCCUGCUGUAUUAUAUAUAGAAUUCUCAAGG
Acomys russatus (golden spiny mouse) is the source of this 3410-nucleotide messenger RNA. It is a transcript of the gene Sun2, whose product is annotated as Sad1 and UNC84 domain containing 2. Gene Ontology annotation, molecular function: protein-membrane adaptor activity. The transcript has 18 exons. Gene Ontology annotation, cellular component: nuclear envelope; meiotic nuclear membrane microtubule tethering complex. Gene Ontology annotation, biological process: nuclear envelope organization. The coding region runs from base 210 to 2405 and encodes 731 amino acids. NCBI's taxonomy places the organism in Eukaryota, Metazoa, Chordata, Mammalia, Rodentia, Muridae. The record is from RefSeq and is a predicted model, not a curated record.